Molecule: messenger RNA, 7436 nt
Organism: Clarias gariepinus (North African catfish)
Lineage: Eukaryota; Metazoa; Chordata; Actinopteri; Siluriformes; Clariidae
Gene: nrp2a
Product: neuropilin 2a
Exons: 16
Coding region: 470-3187 (905 amino acids)
Biological process (GO): axon guidance; angiogenesis; vascular endothelial growth factor signaling pathway
Cellular component (GO): membrane
Molecular function (GO): vascular endothelial growth factor receptor activity; semaphorin receptor activity
Source: RefSeq, a predicted model, not a curated record
GAGCGGUGUGUGUGCGCGUGUGUGUAUGUGUGUAGACGGAGCGCGCGCGGGGUUCGUGCUCAGAGCGGCGGCGGUGCGCGCGUGGAAGCGGAGAGGACGAGCUCGUGCGUGCGCGCGCGUUUUAACGGCUCUACUGGAGUUUAUUCUAAUCAGAAUAAACAUUGUUUUUAGUCUCGUUUUCAGGUUCUGUCUCAUUUUGUCUUUUUCCUCGGGGGACCAGAACACGGAGACACCAGCGGGAACUUAAAGCAUGCGUUAGAAAUCCGAACACAUAGUGACAUAUACAUCAGACGAGCAACAUCAAAGAAAUCAUUUUCUUUCUUUGUUUCAUCUGAACUUUUUCUUCCUUUGAUGUGAAAAAGUCGGGUUUUUUUCUUUGUUUUUUUGCUUCACCGGGGGAGCACUCGGUUUUCUGGCUUUGAAAAUCAGAAGAGCUGAAGAUCUGUCCAGACCUCAGGACUGAAGCACGAUGGAUAUCACACACACACUCAUACACACACUCCUGCUGCUCGCAUGCUGCUGCAGCUCCACAACCCAAGCCCAGGCAGAAGGUGAGAAGUGUGGUGGGCAGGUCGAUGCCACCGAUGCAGGUUAUAUCACAUCGCCUGGUUACCCUUUGGAGUACCCGCCGCACCAGAACUGCGAGUGGAUAAUCAGAGCCCCGGAACCUACACAGCGCAUCGUGCUGAACUUCAACCCUCAUUUUGAGCUGGAGAGGCUCGACUGCAGGUAUGACUUUAUUGAAAUUCGAGAUGGGAACUCGGACACGGCUGAACUUCUGGGGAGACACUGCAGCAACAUCGCUCCCCCAGCCAUCACCUCGUCCGGCCCCGUCGUCCACAUCAAGUUUGUCUCUGAUUACGCUCACCAGGGCGCUGGGUUCUCACUGCGCUAUGAGAUCCACAAGACUGGUUCCGAACACUGUUUCCGGAAUUUCACGGCCCCGACCGGCCUGAUCGAGUCCCCCGACUUCCCCGACAAGUACCCUCACAACCUGGAAUGCUUCUACAUCAUUAUCGCCCCUCCUCAGACAGAGGUUACCCUCACCUUCAAGACCUUCGACCUGGAGAACGACCCCUUGCUGAUGACCGAGGCUGAGUGCAAAUAUGACUGGCUGGAAGUGUGGGACGGACUGCCCCAGGUUUCGCCACUGAUUGGUCGAUAUUGUGGCAUGAAGAUCCCUCCAGAGAUCGUGUCCUCCACAGGUCUCCUGUCUCUCUCCUUUCACACCGACAUGGCGGUAGCCAAAGACGGCUUUUCUGCGCGCUACAACAUGACUCGCAAAGAUGUUACUGACAGCUUCCACUGCAACACCGUGUUUGGCAUGGAGUCAGGAAAGAUCUCAGACGAGCAGAUUUCCGCUUCGUCUUCGUUCUACGAUGGACGCUGGCCUCCUCGCAUGGCUCGUCUCAACAACGAGGACAAUGCCUGGACGCCUGCAGAGGACAGCAACAAGGAGUACAUACAGGUGGACCUGCAGUUCCUGAAGGUUCUAACAGGCAUCGCCACGCAGGGCGCCAUCUCGAAGGAGACGUUGAAGUCCUACUACGUCACCACCUUCAAGCUGGAGGUCAGCACAAAUGGAGAAGACUGGAUGAUGUAUCGUCACGGCAAAAACCACAAGAUAUUCCACGCUAACACAGACCCAUCGGAAGUGGUGCUGAACCGGAUUCCUCAGCCCACCCUGGCCCGGUUUGUCCGCAUCAGACCCCAGUCCUGGAAGAACGGCAUCGCUUUGCGCUUUGAGCUCUACGGCUGCCAGAUCACAGACGCUCCCUGCUCCGAGCUCCAGGGCCUGCUCUCCGGCCAGCUUCCAGACUCUCAGAUCUCGGCGUCCUCGUUUCGAGACCUCGGCUGGGCCCCGAGCACGGCGCGCCUGGUAGCUAGCAGGUCCGGCUGGUUCCCCGCCCCGCCGCAGCCCGUGGCCGGAGAGGAGUGGCUCCAAGUGGACCUGGGAACGGCCAAGACGGUGAGCGGCCUCAUCACUCAGGGAGCGAGAGGUGGAGACGGAGGAACGAGCUCAGAAAACCGCGCCUUCGUACGGAAGUAUAGGCUGGCCCACAGCGCCACCGGGAAAGACUGGAACUUUGUGAUGGACAGCAAGACCAGCAUGCCUAAGAUUUUCGAGGGCAACGUGCAUUUCGACAUGCCGGAGCUGCGGAGGUUUGAGGCGCUGGUGGCUCGGUUUGUCAGGAUUUACCCCGAGCGCUGGUCCCCCGGGGGCAUCGGCAUGAGGAUAGAGGUCCUGGGAUGCAGCCUUCCAGAAACUUCCACGGUUGCCGUGCCGACGUCCACGCCACCACGCCCCGCAGAAAGCAGCACGGCUCAUAAACUCAGCUCCUCAACCUCCAGCACAACUCCUCCCUCUUCCACGGUCCUGUGCGAUUUUGAGCAAGGUUUGUGCGGAUGGACUCACGACCCCAACUCUGACAUCGUCUGGGCUCUGCACACCUCCAGCAGAAUCACCGCCCAAGGGCAAAGUCAGGACCUCUCCUUAGGCUCUAACAGGCUGGGAAACUAUCUAUAUGUCGAAGCUAGUCCCAAGACGCAGGGAAAGAAAGCCAGGCUCUUCAGCCCGGAGGUGGGCCCCGAUACAGGGCCUCUGUGCUUGAAGUUCUCCUAUCAGCUAGAGGAUGAAGGAACCCUGCGGGUGCUACUGCGCAACCAGCUUCAAGAGGAAACCCUACUCUGGGCUCUCCACGGCAGCCAGGGUUCCAUGUGGAAGGAGGGACGUACCAUCGUGCCUCGAUCCCCCAAAGAAUUCCAGGUGGUCAUCGAAGGGAUCUUUGAAAAGGCAACAACAGGCCACAUCUGGAUCGAUAAUAUCCACAUGAGCUCCAGCACACCACUGGAGGAAUGUACACAACCAUUUGCUGCCUUUCCUCCAGAUUUGACUGGGGGAGCCCUACCAGGCAGAAGUGACCCAACAGUAGAUACCCUGUCAGUGCCACCUAUUUCCCCCAACUGGUAUUACUUCAUGGCUGGCGGAGGCGGCAUCUUGUUCCUGGUCAUUGCCGUUAUCAUGGCCAUUGGCUGUCGUCGCCUGACAGCAAACAGGAGCCGACCCACCAUGGCCUACUAUAGUCCGCACAGUGCUUACUACCCAAAUGGUGCCAUGCCGAGGGCAGGGGGGGGCUCUAAAUUGACUGUUUGGGUCGAGAAAGGGGAUGGAAACUCCUACUGGUGAGGUAACUUGGUGUGAUAGACAAUGACCUACAUUGCUGACAAAAAGUCAGAAGAAAAGAACUCAGAAGAGCACUGAAAAGUUGGUUUAGCAUAAGGGAUGCCGUAACCAAGUACUGCAUUUUUUGGUACCACCUCGCUGCCAACUGCUUGGGAACUGCGCAACUAAAGAGUGGACAGAAACCAGCAUCUGCUCCAAACAUUUUGGUUGUCUUUGUGUUUUUUUUUCAAUGCACCUUCACUUGCUGGAUGUGAUGGAACAAUGAGAGUCUGUUUACUGCGGAGUACCAGCCAGUGGUUUUCUGGAAGAACACCGUAUUGGAAAACUUUCCAGAAGAGUCUGAACUCCUGAUACGACCAGGUUGAGAGUUCCUUGUGCCCGUGCCUGGUGGUAGGGCCGGAACUACUAAAAUAUCAAAGACUAAGUGGACAAAGUGUCCAAGCCAGUGAUCUUAAACAUAGACUGGGCUGAUGCCUUACUAAUAUUUCAGAUGGGGAUUGGUUCCAGCUGGUCCCAAAUCAGGGCUAGAUGCUGGAAUGGACUACAAGAUCAGGACUGAAGAACAGCCUUUAAAUUUCUGCAGAUCUAGAGUAUAAUAAUGAUAAUUAUAAUAUUGUUGUAUAUUUAAAUAGGGUGUCAACCUGUGUGGUUUACAGAAUGGAAUGAAUCUUGGGUAAAUUUACAGCUGUCAAAAUGUUUGCACUUUUAAUAGACCCUAGGUUUAUAUGUGAGGUAGUUUGGGAAACCCUGUCAGAAGAUGCCUUGGCUAAAAUUAAGCCAAUUGAAAAAACGGAUUAAAAAUUUUGUUUUGGCCAAAAUUCGAGGGUUAUGCUUGCUUGUAAUAUACCUAAUAUAACAUCCAUAUGUGUUACACUGAAAUGACAUAAAAAUGGCUUUAUUUGAUUUUUAUCCUGCCUUGAGGUCUACAGUCAAUAGCAUGACAUCCAAAACCUCUCCAGCCAAGUUUCCUCAAACCGUUAACAUCAGAUUAUUGAUGGCUACAUGCUGCAGUUCAACAUAGCUGAACCAAUUCAAUUUUAGAUACUGGCUAUUAAAUUUCCCAUAAUGCUCUUUUGCCACAGUCAAAAAAGGAUCAUUAAACAUUGUUUCCUCCGAUUUUAGACAUUAAGAACAGUAGAACUUGAUUUGCGAGUUAAAUGCCAGGAAAAGACAAUUUUAAGAACACUGUUAACAAUAAGUGAAAAGAAGGGGUUUCCCAGGCCACCACAUGACUUACGAUUUCUCUGUUUACUAUUUAGCCAAAAACAGAAAGUCAGUGGACCAUUUUUUAAUGAGUGUGUUGAUGAUUGAGGAGGCUCUGCAACGGGGUAUAGUACAUUUGAGCAUGCAUGUGUACCAUUUUGUAUAUUUCUACAGGCUCAGGUUCAGUGAUUUGCUUGAAUGUAAUGAGGGGCAGUUCAGUAAGAACCUUUCAGUACAACAAGAAAAUCACAUUUAAUAUAUAUUUAAGUCACUGUAAAGCUAAAAACAAAGAAAUUCAAUCUUACCAAGGAGUUAAUAUUCAGAGAGUAAAACUGAGAGAGAGAGAGACAGAGAGAGAUCAAUUUAAUUGGCAGAUUUCUCCAUCUCAAGACAAGGCUACUAGAGUUCUGCAUUUUUUUGCCUGUUCCUCAAAUUUCACAGCAGAAAUCCCCACAAAUAUUGCGUAGGCCUACUCCGGUUCCAAGCCAGAAGUGAGGAGGCGUGCAUUAUUCCAACCAAACGGCUGUCAGUACUUUAUUCCCUGCAACAAGCCACAUAAACAACACCAGCUGCCUCCCUUCAUAGCCUUGUCUUAAUGAUGACCGAGAGAGAGAGAGAGAGAGAGUGUAGUGGUGAAGAAGCGAGAUCCAUGCACUCCCAACAGCUGGUAGACAUUUUGUCAUGCCGCAGGAGUCUUCCAGAACAAUGAAAAGCGUGCAGCACCUCCAUGUGGUUUGCCUGGUUUUUUAUCACUGAUGUUGAAAAUGAGAUGAAAAGAUCGAUGGAGACUUUCAUUAAUACUUGUUCUACUUGGUCCCCGGUUCCCAGUGUAUUUCCUUGUCCUUAUUAGAUAGUGGUUAAUGAGUGUUUCUUAGCUUCGAGUGUGUUUUCUUGUUUCCUUCUUCCCUAGGUUUAAAUAGGUUUCCUAGUUUCUUAGUUGCCUAGUUUUGCUUGGGUUUUCGUGUUUCCUCAUGUUCUAGUUUUGUGUGUUAUCUAGUUUCCAUAAGUUUAAGAGUGUUUUCUUGUUCUACAAGUUUAUUUGUUUCUUAAUUUCCGUCUUCACUAGAUUUGAGUGUGUUUCCUAGUUUCCUUGUUCUGAGUGUGUUUCCUAAUUUCCUUCUUCACUAGUUUUGAGUGUGUUUCCAGGUUUCCUUGUUCCCUAGGUGUGUCUGUUUCUUACUCUUCUUUUUCCGUAGUUUCUUUGUUUACUAGGUUUGAGUGUGUUUCCUAGUUUCCUAGUUCUGCAGGUUUGUUUGUGUUUCCUAGUUUCCUUAUUCCCCAGGUUUGUCUUUCCUAGUUUGCUCGUUCCCUACAGUAGGUUUGAGUGUGUUCCUUAGUUCCUUGGUUCCCUAUGUUUCAGUGUGUUUCUUAUGUUACUUGUUUUCUGUGUUCUUAGUUGCCUUGUCCAAGUGUUUUUGAUAAUUUCCUCAUUCUCAUCUUCUGAGUACAUUUCCUAGGUUCCUAGUUCUGUUUCUGUCCUAAACCCCUUCUUCCUUAGUCUUGUUGCAUUUCACUCAAGUUUGCUUACGCAGAUAGUAGAUGACAAUCACUCUGGUUCCACAGCGGAUAUGAUACGGAUCUGGUGGAGUUAAAACGGAUUUGAGAAGGAUCCAGUUUGGAGUCCUCCACAAUCUGGGUUAUUUUGUAGUUCAUUAGUCCAAGGUUUAUUAGUUUCCUUGCUCCCAGUGUCUUUUCAAGUUCCCAUCAUCCCCCAACUCUCCACAUUUUCUGGUUCCUGAAGUUUUAGUUUCCUGAGGGUUUCUGAAUUAGAUGAAUUUGAUCAAAUUUAGCAUACUGACUCAACAGCAAUUGAUUGCCCUGCAUCGAAUUGUCCCAAGCAGGUUCUCGAAGUGUGGAAUUCCGAAUGACUAGCGGUGUUUGACUCUUCAUUGUACCUGGAAGUAGAAAGCGAUGAUCCAGUCUUACUAACUAUUGUGGUAGGGUAAUGAAGGGCGCAAAUGUGUAGCUAAUCCUGAGUCAGAAUCUCAAUUAGCAUUGUUAGCAGGCAGGGUGAGGGCAAAAAUGCUAAACUAUUUAUUGUAAUUUCCAUUAGAUAGAGAAGUGGAAGGAAAGCGAAGUAUUGGUCUUGGCUUGCAGUGUGCUUUUAAAUUAAUUUCAUCUUACCAUACAUUCUUUCAAGCGCUUAAUAUUUUUAAUUAGUUAAUGGACCCGAUAGCAUUUAUUACAGCUGCUGCAGCCGCUGUGCAGGAAAUUUUCCCUGGAGAACAUGGUAAUGAGUGAACGCUUUCUCCAGAGACUUAGCAUCCAUAGAGACUGAAUAAAAAAAAAAUGUUCACCCCCAAACUCCAAACCCCCCGAACCCACAAGAUGUCUGCCCUUUUUGGUCUUCCUUUAAAAAUACAACUUUUUGUGGCACUACAUGAUUAGGCCUCUUUAACCAUGGCCAUCUCAGGACUUGUAGAAGACGGAGACAGUCAUCAGCUCCUCAGAGGAGUCGUUAUCUCAUCCGUGUAGAACAGGUUUUUCACAACAGAGACAGUCAGCCCACUACCUUCACAUCCAUAGCACGCAUUCUUUCACAUCAAUUUCUCAGCCUUGUUUGGUUAGGACCCAGCAGGCCUCAGUUCAAACGCUUUUAAAUGCGGCACCUAACCAUGAUUGACAUUCUGGCUAUUUUUAUUAUCGCACACAGCGUAUGUAGGUGGUUCUGAGGUUAAUCGUGUACUUAUGUUUUAAAGGAUAAUGAUGAAGAUGAUGCACUUUCCUGUAUGAAUGUGGCACUAUACCUCAAUCUUAAAAUGGGUGUGCUGUUUAAAAAAAAAGAAAAAAAAAGAACAUGAAUGGAAUAUUUUUUGCUUGAUGAAUUGGAAAUGUCCUUUUCAAAUAUGGAAAUAAAAUCCUAUUUUUCUAACCAGAUGUUUCCCUUUCUUUCCUUCUUAAUAAUUUCCUAUUAAUAAAACAUAGUAACCUGUAAUUAACUUUACCAUCUUCAUGUUUCCGUAACAACACCUCAUUUUUAUAAUCGUUGGUAAUGACUUUUACAGACUGGGCUUUGGGCAAUUUCGUAUUUCAAUUAAUCGUCUCUCCU